GCCUUGGGUGCUUCUUCGAGUCGGUACUGACCAAGGACGGCAAGCCGCAGGCGAGGAACGUCAAGGUGCUUGGUGGUGACGGAGCCAACAUGCUGGGUUCUGUCAAGAAUUAUAACCCCAUGAAGGGGUACGGUUUCAUCUCCUCCUCUAUGUGGGAGGGAGACUGCUACUUCAAGGGCAAGGACCUCCCUCCACAGCUGGCAGCAUCGGAUGUGAGAGGGAUGAAGGUGCGCUUUACGGCGGUAGCCAUGCAGGAUGGCAAAAUGCAGGCACGCGAUGUGAUCGUGCUGCAGAGCGCUGCGCCUGCAGGUCCGCCUCCAAUGCAAAUGAGUAUGCCACCAAUGCCUACGCAGCGCAUGGCGCAGCCGCAGGUCGUCGCGCCAGCUCCACAGGCCCAGGUGCCACGAGCGCCGCCGGCGCCGACAAUGGCGGCUCCUCCCGCAGCCAUGGGCCAUACUAUCCCUGAGGGGACUUCCAUGGUUGGCUCGGUGAAGACAUUUGACCCGGCGAAGGGGUACGGAUUCAUCUCCGCGCCCAACUUUCCAGUGGAUAUUUAUUUCAAGCCUGAGUUGGAGCCCGUGGCGGUGGGCCAGCAGGUGACCUUCACCAUCCACUGGACGCCGCAGGGCAAGCCUCAAGCGCGGGAGGUGACGAGCCCGAUGCAGGCUGGCGAGUUUUUGUCUGGCACCGUGCGACGAUACAAUCCGAACAAAGGCUUCGGUUUCCUGGCGGUCGAAGGCCGAUCGCAGGACGCAGUGGAAUUUGCAUGUCUUGGGUCUACGCGGGCGACAGGUCAGCAGGUCCCAGAUGCUGAGUAUGCUGACAGUGCUUCUGGUAUGUUGGUCACAUGUCUGUCAGGAGCCCAUAUUGCGUUGGCAAUCUCUGAAGCAGGAAAGCGAGGUGAUUGGCAUCAAGCUCGGCGUCUGUAUUCGGCUUACACUGGUGCUGAGAUCCAAGUUUUCAGUGCUGCUAUGCAGGCGGCUAUACGGUGUGACCAGUACAAGCAAGGCGCGCUCAUCUACCGGAAACUUCGCGGUCUGAACAUUAAGAUUGACUCUCUUGCUUUCGCAAGUGCUCUCAAGAUUCACUCAAUGUUGGGCCAGAGGGACGCCGUUCGUGAGAUUUGGACAGAGGCUAUGCGAGAGUGUGAACUCGAUGCUCUACUUGCUGCAGCUCGCAUUUCCGCCGCUGCUGCAGAGGGAGAUGUUCAAACAGCAGCAACGGUUUUGGAUCAGAUGAACAACAGUUGUGUCUCAAUAAAUGUUGGCCAUUUAUCCGCGGCUAUUCGAGCUUGCUGGCAGGCAGAAGGAAGCCACCAUAAUGCGGCUAAAUAUCUGUUCAGCUUGCACAAGGAACUUGACCUUCAGCCUAAUGUAAUUACAUUCGCAUGUCUGGUCGGAGCUUAUAUGUCUGCUCCGCUGGAAGACAUACUGGUCGCCUACGCUGACAUGAAGGAAUUAGGAAUUUUGCCAGACACUGUUUUUGCUGAAAUAUUUCUGGUGACAGUUCUUCGCAAGCCCAAAGAGGAUGCCUGGAAGGCGGAGGAGUUGCGUAUUCAGCUACAAAACUGCUCGCCGGAACGUAUCGCCGCUGCGAGACAAGCCAUUGCGGACUUCAAGGACGUCUAUUUCCAGAAGCAAAAUCUGCCGAUGGAGUAUCAGGAGUCGACAGCCAUGGAUGGUGCGCAGUUCCAAUUUAGCGUCGUCAUGUCCCCUGCGCAGAAGCCCCAGGCUCAGGACAUGGAACUCAUAGCAAUGCCUGGCCCCAACGGGGCCAUGCCUGGCAAGGGUGGCUUCGCUGGCGUCAAGAGGCCAGCGCCUACACAGGUGCCAGCGAGACCUUCAGGCCUUUCAGUACCGUCGGCAAUGCCUGUGAUGGCGAAUCCGAUGGUGAAGAGGCCAAGACCCAUGCCGACCACCGCCGCUCCGGAGCCAAGUUUUGGGGCUUAUGGCUUCCAGAACUCGGUGCAGCAGCUCAUGGCGGCAGCCGGUCUGCAGCCGACAUUAGGUGUUGCGGCCCCCAGUUAUGCCGACGGCAAGACCCGAGGGACCGUGAAGUCCUUCAACCCGAUGAAGGGAUUUGGCUUCAUUGCUGCUCCGUCGCUUCCGACGGAUGUCUACUUCAACGCCAAGUCCCUGGACGAUGCAUACCGCUCUUUGCAGCUUGAUGGACAGCAGGUGGCCUUCAAUGUGCGCUACACGCAGGACGGCAAAAUCCAGGCUACUGACGUCCAG
Messenger RNA from Symbiodinium sp. CCMP2456, 2234 nucleotides. Lineage: Eukaryota; Dinophyceae; Suessiales; Symbiodiniaceae. The record is from the annotation of a GenBank genome assembly.